CUCCCACUAUGGGUGACAGAGUUUGGGUGGGAACCUGGAGACCACAUCGGCCAAGGAUACCAAUAGUAGCCCAGUACACUGGUCCAGGACCCAAGUACUCAAUACAGGGAACAACAGGUUACAUGAAGCACAAUCCAACCAAAAAGAAAGCCCCUGCUUAUAGUAUUAGUGGGACAAGGCCACAUUGCAAAGAAAGCUGCUCUCCAGGUCCUCGCUACUAUGUGGCCUCAAUGACCAGAAGGGGGAAGGAAGUUGCCCCAGCUUAUACCAUAUCUGGUCGUCCCAUAGUGAAAACAGAGAUCACCCCUGGACCAAGUGAUUACUCACCAGAGAAGUCAAGAAAACAUGUCUAUCGAUGUGCUCCUAUUCACUCCAUUUCCUUUAGAUCGAAAAGCUUCAGAGUAGACAGCACUCCAGGUCCUGCCAGAUAUACAGUCCCUAAAGUGUUGGGCCCCAAAACAGUGGACAAAACAGCUAGUCCUUGCUAUUCCAUGAAAUGGAAAAGUAACAUAGGUUAUUUUUAUGAGGAUCGCCAUAAGAUCCAUUACAAGCACACCUCUUAA
This is a messenger RNA of Gavialis gangeticus (Gharial), 563 nucleotides long. RefSeq names its product outer dense fiber of sperm tails 3 (gene CIMAP1A). NCBI's taxonomy places the organism in Eukaryota, Metazoa, Chordata, Crocodylia, Gavialidae. The transcript is spliced from 5 exons. The record is from RefSeq and is a predicted model, not a curated record. Gene Ontology annotation, cellular component: cytoskeleton. The coding region runs from base 9 to 563 and encodes 184 amino acids.